Messenger RNA from Colletes gigas, 2257 nucleotides. Its product is annotated as transketolase-like protein 2. The coding region runs from base 120 to 2003 and encodes 627 amino acids. The record is from RefSeq and is a predicted model, not a curated record. NCBI's taxonomy places the organism in Eukaryota, Metazoa, Arthropoda, Insecta, Hymenoptera, Colletidae. The transcript has 8 exons. Gene Ontology annotation, molecular function: thiamine pyrophosphate binding; transketolase activity.
UCUAUACUCGACUUACAUCGUUCUUGCGGGAAUUCUACUUGUUGCUUGGAAGCACGAGUCGUGGUCGGCAUUGUUCCGAGAAGAUUUUAAAAAGUUCCAAGUAGUCAUCGUACGAAAAAAUGGCCAACUACCACAAGCCAGAAUCAAAAACGAUCCAAGAAUUGAAAGAUAUUGCGACGAAAUUGAGAAUUGAUUCGAUCGAAGCCACGCAAGCCAGCAAAUCCGGUCAUCCGACAUCAUGUUCUUCGAUGGCCGAAAUUAUGUCCGUUUUAUUCUUCCACACGAUGCGCUAUAAAGUAUCGGCACCACGCGAUCCCAGCAGCGAUAGAUUUGUUCUGAGCAAAGGUCAUGCAGCUCCUAUUCUUUAUGCAGCAUGGGCCGAGGCAGGCCUCUUCCCAACGAGCGAAUUAUUAAAUCUGAGAAAGAUCGAUAGCGAUUUGGAAGGACAUCCUACUCCGCGACUUAAUUUCGUCGAUGUGGGAACCGGUUCUCUAGGACAAGGUCUCUCUGUUGCAGCAGGGAUGGCCUAUGUAGGAAAAAAUUACGACAAGGCUAAUUAUCGUGUGUACUGUCUGAUCGGUGAUGGAGAAUCAGCGGAGGGUUCAAUAUGGGAAGCACUUCACUUUUCGUCUUACUACAAAUUAGACAAUCUCUGCGCUAUUUUUGACGUAAAUCGUCUCGGUCAAAGCGAACCAACAUCUCUCCAACAUAACAUGGAAGUUUAUCGUAAAAGACUCGAAGCUUUCGGCUUCAAUGCUUUGGUUGUCGAUGGCCACGAUGUCGAAGAAUUGGUCAAGGCUUUCCACGAAGCACAAAAUACAAAAGGUCGCCCAACUGCUAUUCUAGCGAAGACAUUCAAGGGAAAAUACUUCCCCAAUAUCGAAGAUCUAGAAAACUGGCAUGGAAAACCUCUUGGCAACACGGCAAACGAAGUGAUUCAACAUUUAACCGGUAUGUUGAAAAAUUCUGGCCCCCUUGGAUUGCAUCCUCAGAAGCCACUAGUCGAUGAUGCUCCGGUAGUAGAUAUCGGUAACGUUAAGUUAGCAUCGCCUCCAAGUUAUAAACUAGGAGAACAAGUAGCUACUAGAUUAGCUUAUGGUACAGCUAUAGCCAAGUUGGCUAAAAACAAUCCCCGCGUUAUCGCUCUGGACGGCGAUACGAAAAACUCUACGUACGCAGAAAAAAUCAAGACCGUUGAUCCAGCCCGAUUUAUCGAAGGCUUUAUCGCCGAACAAAAUCUUGUAGGUGUUGCGAUCGGUGCAGCCUGCAGAGACAGAACCGUUGCGUUUGUGUCAGCUUUCGCAACCUUCUUCACUCGUGCCUUUGAUCAGAUCCGAAUGGGUGCCAUCUCGCAAACCAAUGUUAACUUUGUCGGUUCGCAUUGUGGUGUUUCUAUCGGAGAGGACGGUCCUUCGCAAAUGGGACUGGAAGAUGUAGCUAUGUUCCGUACAGUUCCUGGCUCAACCAUUUUUUACCCAAGCGAUGCCGUUUCAACGGAACGUGCUAUCGAAUUAGCAGCCAAUACAAAGGGCAUCUGUUUCGUGCGUACUUCUCGCCCUGCCACUGCAGUUCUGUACAAAAAUGACGAACCAUUUGUCGUCGGCAAGGGUAAGGUAGUUAAAUCUUCCGCAAAAGAUCGAGUUCUCCUCGUUGGAGUCGGUGUAACUUUACACGAGGCGCUUAAAGCUGCCGAGGAUUUGUCGAAAGUCGGAGUAAACGUUCGAGUGAUCGAUCCGUUUACGGUUAAACCUCUCGAUGCUCAAUUGAUACUUAAGAAUGCCAAAGAAGUUGGUGGAAAGGUAAUUGCGGUCGAAGAUCAUUACAUCGAAGGUGGUUUGGGCGACGCAGUCUUGUCGGCGGUUGCUUUGGAGAAAAAUGUUGUAGUCAAAAAGCUGGCCGUCACGGAAGUGCCACGCUCCGGCCCUCCAAGCGUACUGUUGGAUAAGUAUGGAAUUAGUGCAAAUAAAAUUGUUGCUGCUGUCCAGGAAAUGUUAAAGUUGUAAACUUUAACGACUAUACAAAAUUAUUGGUGUUGUCGAAAUAUGCAGACCAUACUGCCAUAUCAAAAUUUAUUCAAAAGUACAAUGUAUCUGUAGAAUGCAAAUAUAAGGAAUAAUCGAUGCAUUCCAUCUUAUUUUUAUGCAUUUAAUGUAUACGCAUAAAGAUCGAAAAUUUGGAUUGUGUUAAUGUAUGACCAAGAUGCUCACACAAAGAAAAAUUCCACUUUGUAUGUAUACACAUUGUUUGUACAGGAAAA